Messenger RNA from Dendrobium catenatum, 634 nucleotides. RefSeq lists its product as uncharacterized. The record is from RefSeq and is a predicted model, not a curated record. Lineage: Eukaryota; Viridiplantae; Streptophyta; Magnoliopsida; Asparagales; Orchidaceae. The coding region runs from base 48 to 431 and encodes 127 amino acids. The transcript is spliced from 2 exons.
CCAUUUUAAGGCGCCGCUUAGCAUCGCACAGCUCAACUCUUCUGAGAAUGCCGAGGCAAUCGUUGGGAUCUCCGAGCUCUAAGCUCCAAAUCCAUGGCGGUAGCGGAAACCUAAAUCAGGAGGAGAAGCAGGUGAAUCCAUCCUCUCCGGAGUCUGAAUAUGUGGCAGCGGCCGAAUCAUCAUCGGAGUACAAGUUGAAGACGGAGAAGAUGAUCCGAUCGACUUUGAAAACCAGUAGAUCUAUCCACCUCAUCCCUUUCCUCACCCUCCUAUGCCUCCUCAUCCUAUAUCUCUGCUCCCACGAUCCCAACCCUACAGGGAUCGAUGGAAUAGAUAUGGGAGGUUUGCUGGGUCCGGAAAAGAUCGGGACGGCGAUUGGGAGUCGUCGAGCGCUGAAGAAGGCUGGUCGCUGGAAAAUUGGAAAUGCUUAGAAUGUUCGCCGUAGACUAAGCCCGGCGACACCGGCGACGGCGGUGGCGGAGGUUGCGGUAGAAGGGUGGGUGUGUGAUAUUUCGUGUUUUAGGGCAUUUCGGCUCUGCUGUAUUUUCGGGUUGUAUUGGAUUUGUGCCUAUAUUUUUAUUUUUUGAUAUUUUUCGUUUUUUAUUUCAUAAAUAAAUGAAUUAUAUGUUAUAUA